Messenger RNA from Alternaria arborescens, 951 nucleotides. RefSeq lists its product as hypothetical. The coding region runs from base 1 to 951 and encodes 316 amino acids. The record is from RefSeq and is a predicted model, not a curated record. Lineage: Eukaryota; Fungi; Ascomycota; Dothideomycetes; Pleosporales; Pleosporaceae. The transcript is spliced from 3 exons.
AUGGCAGCAUUUGCCCCUCCAGUCCGCCGCGGCGACUUCGUUUACUCCUCCGUCCUCUACGCAGACCCUGGCGGGAAUCAUCAUACGCGCGCCAGUGUCGGUGAGCUUGCGGCUCUCCUCCGUCCGGAAGCACCCAAUCUAUACAACAAGGGUAAAAAGCCCGAAGUCGCGACACCAGUAAAGGAUCAAGUGUGGCAUUUCUAUGCUGCCCAGCUCAUUCACUAUGGUUUGCCAGUUACAAAGGACGAGAACGCGGCGAAAGUGCGACUCCUGAAUGCCAUGAAUCAAUUCAAGCUUGAGAUGCCAGCGUGGAUUUCGAAGUUGGAGAGCGAAUUAAAAGCAGAGUGGGAGGCAGAGAAUAGAAAGUUAAAGAAGGGUGCCAUUUUGGGCAAGAAGACGCCUAAAUCUAGCACUGUCGGCAGUCCAAGUAUCGGCAGUUCUCAUGGUGUAACUCGUGGUGUCAACGUCUCUGUCAAUCUAACCCUGACUUCCGGAGGAUCACCAUACAGUCAUUAUAUACACACACAACAGGCUAGCCAAAACACCCCAGACAAGUCAUCACCAGCUAAGCGUAAGCGCGCGGACAGCAACGUGUCCAGUCCGGUAGCGACGCCACAGAAAGUAGCAAGAGUCAAGAAGGAGCCCACAACAAAGCGAUCUGUCUCCACCGUCAAGAAAGAGAGCCGCAUCUCAACACCGUCAUCAACCCCUUCACGAUCUCGCGUCAAGCAGGAGCAGUACGAUCCAACGCCGAUGCGCUCCUCUCCAUACAUCAAGUCCGACCCAUACCAAAACCACUAUCAACCCGAGCCUUCGCUACUCCUCAGCGGUACUUACUCCAUCGAUUGUGCAAGUGCUAGCUCCGUUUUCGACGAUUAUAACCUCGACCUCACGCUCGCUCGCGAUUCCUCCCGUGGCUUAUGGUGGGCGACAUUUCGCUGGGGCACUUGA